AUGUCUGAUACAUCUUCACCACCCUCAUCGCCCGCAGCGCCUGCGUCGCCCGAUGUUGUCCACAAGAAGCGCAAGCUGCAGGAUGGCCCCGAACUCGAGAUUGAUGUCUCUGCACCGGAGCCGCAAUCUAAGAAAGCCCUGCGUAAAGCCAAGAAGCAGAAGUCAGAGCCCUCCACCGAGGAUGGCGAAAAGAAGAAGAAGAAGAAGGCCGAACCCGCCAACCCAGCAACAGAGGAUGCUUCAGCUAAACGCUCCGACUAUGGAGUUUGGAUCGGCAACCUUGCUUUCACUGUGACCAGAGAUGACCUUAUCAGCUUCUUCACCAGCAACUGCUCUUUCCCCGAGACUACUAUUACUCGAAUCCACAUGCCGAAGGGACAAGAACGAUUUGGAAAGGUCCAGAAUAAGGGCUUUGCCUACGUCGAUUUCUCUAACGCGAAGGCUCUGGAGGAGGCAAUUGGCUUGAGUGAACAGCUUGUAACUGGCCGCCGAGUGUUGAUCAAGAAUGCAAAGAGCUUCGAGGGUCGGCCCGAGAAGUCCCGCGACCAGGAGAAUGCAAACGAAAAGCCCGGUCACCCUCCGUCCCGCCGCAUCUUUGUCGGUAACUUGGGAUUCGAUGUCACCAAGGAAAUCAUGGAGGGACACUUCGGCCAGUGCGGAGCGUUGGAUAAUGUGCAUUUGGCUACCUUCCAAGAUUCCGGAAAAUGCAAGGGAUACGGAUGGGUCGAGUUUGAAGACAUCGCUUCUGCGGAAACAGCGGUGAAGGGCUUUAUGAUGGUUGGUGAGGAUGAUGAGGAAUCAUCCGACAGCUCUGAUUCUGAAUCUGAGAAGCCAAAGAAAAAGUCGAAGAAGAGCAUGAAGCGCAAGGUGUGGGUAAAUACGCUUUUGGGCCGCCGCAUGAAGUUGGAGUUCGCCGAGGAUGCUACCACUCGCUACAAGAAGCGCUUUGGUAAGGACGGCGAGGGCCGGAAGAACGAUUCAGAGUCUGGCGAGACCAAUGGUUCCGAUAGACCUCCUCGUGCCUUCAAGCCCAGACGACCGGAAAUUGACGACUCUCGAUACUCCAAGGAGACCGUCCAGCGGCUCAGUGGUGCUAUUGUUGAGGGUCAAGGCUCGAAAAUUAACUUCGAUUAA
Molecule: messenger RNA, 1134 nt
Organism: Penicillium verhagenii
Lineage: Eukaryota; Fungi; Ascomycota; Eurotiomycetes; Eurotiales; Aspergillaceae
Product: putative RNA binding protein Rnp24
Exons: 1
Coding region: 1-1134 (377 amino acids)
Molecular function (GO): RNA binding
Source: RefSeq, a predicted model, not a curated record